This is a messenger RNA of Symbiodinium sp. CCMP2456, 1854 nucleotides long. The record is from the annotation of a GenBank genome assembly. Lineage: Eukaryota; Dinophyceae; Suessiales; Symbiodiniaceae.
AUGUUGAACAGAGCCUUGAAUCGCAUUGUUUUUGCUGAAAAACAGUUACAGCUGCCCGGCAUAGACCGAAGCCUUCAUGGUGUGUUGUUUGGAUCUUCCUCCCUCUAUUCCUCUGAACUUGGCUCUCAUGCUAUCUGUGUGCAGGACCAAAGUCUGCAUCUUCUGAGCCAAGAGCUGGCCCAUCAACAGGGCCUCAUUGCGCACUUGCGCAGAGAGGUUGACAGCUGUAGAGAAGAGGUUGGUGCCCUUCGUGACUGUCUCUCCAGCAAUGGCACAGUGGACAGUGUGCGAUUUCUGGUGCAUCUGCAUCGGCGCCGCUUCGACCAAGCAUGUGCGGUCUAUGGUCUUGGCCCUUGCGCGCCGCUGGAUGCCGUGAUCGACAUCCGGGCAGUUGCCUACGCCAUUGGCAGCUUUGCCGGGUACUCCGCGAUGCGUGCUCUGCGCGAGGUGUGUCAAGCUGCACGAUCAGCAGCUGCGGAUAUCCUGGACCCUCUUUGCCCAGGUCACCUGUACCUGUGCGGUGGCUUCGAAGGAGCUCUGGCUUUGAGCUCCGUGGAGAGACUGGAUCCGCAUGCUGGGGUCUGGGAGGUGCUCCCGCCCAUGACAGAGGCUCGGCAGUACACCUGUGCAGGAGUAAUGGCCGGCAAGAUUUACGUCUGUGGCGGUUGGGCUGGACCCCAACCUGUCCGAAGUGUGGAGUGCUUUGACCCCGAUUACUCGAGGUGGUCGCCCAUGCCGCCGAUGAUAGUAGCCAGGUGGGGAGCUGGAGCAGACGGUCGCCUUUCGCACCCCAUGGCGUGCCACCAGGAACAGAUUCAACAGUCCCAGUCGCGAGCGUAUGCCAUUUUGGAUGCGCAGGCCAACUUGGUUGCCGAGCGAGAGCUUCUCAAGAAGUCCUUCGAUAUGGCUCAGCAGACGGCCGCAGACCAGCAGCUGCGGUCCCAAGCGGCUGCCAUGGCCAUCUCAAGAACUCUCGAGGAGCAGCAGUCCUUGCAAAAAGAGCUGGCUUCGACUCGCGCCUCUCUGUAUCAGUUGAGGAGUACAUCCAUGGAGCUGCAAGCUAGCCGCAUGCGAUGUUCCAAGCAAGCUGAAGAGCUCGCACAAACGGCUUCUGUGCAAGAGAUGAUGUGCAGACAGGACCUCGUGCGCCUGGAGGCAUACUUGCAUGAUGCCUCUGUGCACAACAUCGGCAGAAAAUCAGCCGUGGAAGCCAAGAGUGUGAUCAACAAACGACUCUUCAUAUGCGGUGGCCUGGAUGAGAACAGGCAGCCUUUGAACUCGGUCGAGUGCUUCACUCCGCCAGGAGUUCCGAUGCAGCUCCUGCACGUCACUCCACGGGCGCAGCAGACGUCAACCGGCAGCUGGCAGGCAGUCUCUUCAAUGGCAGAGAGACGUGGGUGGCCCGCAGCUGUGUCGCUGCAAGGACUACUCUAUGUCUGCGGUGGCCGAGAUGAACAGAGGGAGCCGCUGAGCAGCGUGGAGAGACUGAAUCAUCCACCGAGCAUUUGGCUUCCGCUUCCGCCGCUGUCUAGUCAGCGAGCAGGCGCAUCAGCUGCAGCCUGUGGUGGCAGGCUCUACGUAUGUGGAGGAGCAUUUGGCGCCCAGAUGCUCAACUCGGUGGAGCGCUACGACCCCAAGGUUGGCACCUGGGAAACACUGGCACCGAUGUUGAAACGUCGCGCCUACGUUGCGGCCGCUGGUAUUGCUGGUCGAAUACAUGUUUUUGGUGGCAGCGACGGUGGGCAGUGCCUUGAGACGGCAGAGCGCUUUGAUCCCGCUCUUGGCACAUGGAUAGAGCUGCCGAAUAUGACAGACAGGAGAUCUGGGGCCGCCUCGGUCGCUUUACUCAUCUGA